AUGAAAUAUAAAGCGAACAAAAUAAAUCGAAUACAUGAACACCCAACAGCUCUUUCAUUAUUAAAAUCAUCUUUACCUUAUAAUAACAUGAUUCGAGAUAUAGGCUAUGAUAGGUUGUUUCUUCACUAUUGGUCAUCCACAGAAAUUAAUUCUUAUCGUUUGUAUGCUAAGAACCAUAAACUACCUACAAUAAGUAUUGAUGCUACAGGUGGAUUAGUGCAAAAACCAACUUUAAUUUCUGGUCGCCAGACUUCAAACACUUUUCUGUAUCAAAUUGGAGUUAGAGACACUAAAAAUAAGUAUCAGUUUUCUGUAGGGCAUAUGUUGUCUGAACGUCAUGACAAUAACAGUAUUGCGUAUUGGUUGACCGAGUGGUUGAGAAAUGACAUUUCACCUCCAAAAGUUAUUGUCACUGACCAAUCAUUAGCAUUGAUGAUAGCUGCAGUCAAGACAUUUAUUCAGUAUUCCAACCUUAUUAAAUAUAUAAGCAUUUGUUCUUCAUUGAUUCAAAAAUAA
Macrosiphum euphorbiae (potato aphid) is the source of this 516-nucleotide messenger RNA. NCBI's taxonomy places the organism in Eukaryota, Metazoa, Arthropoda, Insecta, Hemiptera, Aphididae. The record is from the annotation of a GenBank genome assembly.